CUUCGCCGCGGAAGAUGGCGAUUCCGGCCGGCAGAAACUUUGCCAGCUGCUACAUGGAGCUGUGCAAACAGCAACGACUGCGACCGUUGCCGGUGAUAUGCGUAACUCUGCCGCACAGUCUGGAUUUUACUACCGAUCGCGUCAAGAUGGACGACUGGGGUCCGAUCUUGAAUUCUCUUUCUCUCGAUCGCUCGCUCAAAUCGAUCAGCGUGCACAGCAGGUAUCAAUGUCGUAAACCAUUGGAAGAGGUAAAUUCCGAGGACAAGGCGCGAACGAUGAGCAAGACCCCGGUGGUCCUCACGCGCUAUCUGUUGGAGUGGCUGUCGCAGAGCAUCGGUCAAUGCAUAAGGAACUCGUCCAAUCUCACGCACCUAGAGCUCGAGGGCAUUCCCUUCCCGCCGGAUUGCAUCGCGGUACUAUGCGUCGGUCUGUCGGGAACGCAGACUCUGUACCAUCUGUCCCUUCGACGUUGCUACAUCGGCGACACCGGCUGCGAACUGAUCUGCCGCACGAUAGCGAACGCUCGCAGCGUGAGGUCGUUGAAUCUCAGCUAUUGCGACCUCACGCCGAGCAGCGGUAGCGCCUUAGCGUCCGCGCUCUCGAGGCAGAAACUGGCGCUGUACCACGACACCUGGAAGCAAUCGCUGAGGUAUCGCGAGCCCAACUUCGAGACGAUGCCGGGACUUCGUCGGCUGACUCUGAACGACAAUCCGCAUCUGGGUAAUUGCGCCGUGAGGGAGGUGAUCGAGGCGAUACGCGACAGUCUGUGGAUGAAGGCGCUCGACCUUCAGCAUUGCGGCUUGACGGAUCAGAUCGGCGCGGAUCUGCUGAAUCUGCUCGAUCACAAUAGCACCCUGGUGGUGCUCGACGUGAGGAGGAACGCGAAUCUGAACGACGAACUCGCGACGGACGUGAUGAGAAGAUUGGUGGAGAACAACAUUGAGGGAAAGUCGGAAUACAAGUGGAUAGGGUUAGUGCCGAAGGAUAAGAGAAUCGCGUCGGCUGAUACUCGAAGAGUUAGCGAGAACGAGGACGUCGCGAAGCCCUCGAGGGCGCGGAGCGCCUUUACCAGGUACACGAAACGACCGUGUCAGGUGACCGCACCGAGGAGAACAGUUCCGGCGGGUUCACUUCUAUCGACGAAAAUGAAGACCGUCCGUUCGCCGUCACCGCCGGUUCGCGACGUCACUCAACCAUGCGACUUGAUCCGCUCGCAGACGAUCGGCAACGUGCAAGCAACGUCUAAGAUUUCUCUUCACUUGGAUCUUCAAUCUCGCAUACAGUCUGCGGUGAAACGUGUCGAUCGUGAUGUCGCGGCGCGCGGAAACGUUGGGCCGUGCCUCGACGAAACAAGUUUAAGGAGCUUCGAUUCGACAAAGAUGGACGUUGGUACCCAGAGCGAGGAGCAGCGCGGUGAUUCGGAAGAAAUUCGGAAUAUCCUCAGACAACUGGCGGAAGCUCAAGCGGAAUACGAUCGUCUUCUGGAAGAGACCAAACGCAUCGACCUUCUACUUGUUGAGGAACGAGCGCGUCGUGAAACCGCCGAGAUGAAUCUGAGAUCGGCGCAGGACGACGUGACCAAAUUGGAGUGCGCUCUGGAAAAGAGGGAGAACGAGACCAGAGGUUACCUGCUGGUCAGCCAGCAGACCUUGGAUGAGAUAUGCUCAUCUUUCGAUCGGCUUCUGGAACUAAUGGAGAACGUCGCCGGCAAACAUCCGGCCGAUAGAACGCUGGGUUCGCAGGAGAUCGUAAGCGCGAGCAUCAAGCGAUGCUUGGCGUCCGUCAUCAGGCAAACCAAGUCGGAAAAUUUGAGGCGGGGCCGCAAGAUGGAUGCCGAAUCGCCGCGGAAUGUCGUAGACAGCGCGCGAAAGCUCGUCAAGUCCGACAGCGACGUGAGAUCGACUAUGCCGAUCUCGCCGACGCAUCUCGAGAGGAAGAUCGGCGAGUGCCCGGAAAACGAUGAGCCGCGUCAUCGGCGUCAUCGCGACGCCGAGAAGCCGAUGUCCUCCGUCGAUCGAGCCCGGGCGAUCUUCGCGAGCAUCCUUAGCGGCGAGGCUGUGCUUGACUUCUGCUAGUCGAUCGCGAGAUCGG
Molecule: messenger RNA, 2091 nt
Organism: Pogonomyrmex barbatus (red harvester ant)
Lineage: Eukaryota; Metazoa; Arthropoda; Insecta; Hymenoptera; Formicidae
Biological process (GO): cilium organization
Cellular component (GO): centrosome; ciliary basal body
Molecular function (GO): protein binding
Source: RefSeq, a predicted model, not a curated record